GUACAAUAGAUAUGACGUAUACGGAAAAGCCAAGCAAGGGCCUUCGCACACGCAUCGUAAUCGUAUCGUUAUGACGCAACGCUUACGAGAGCUGCAGUGUUCCUCACACGCAUCGUCAGGCGAAUUUGAUAAAAACACCGAAAAUGUCUGAGAAAACUCCAAAGCCGUUAACUGAAGCGCAACAGAAAAUACUCGACGCAAUUGAGAAAAAUGAUGUUUUACAACUGAAAUCACUGCUUAGCGAAAAGAUAAACGUGAACUUUGUAGAUGGAAAUUUGAUGUCUCCUCUGCAACAUGCAGCCUACAAGGGAAACAAGGAGAUCGUUCAGCUUUUAUUAGAUCAGGGUGCCGACGUGAAUUUCUGCGAGCACCAACACAACUACACUGCUCUACACUUUGCUGGUCUUUCAGGAAACCGCGAAGUCGUACUCGCGCUACUUCUGUCAGGUGCAAAAACUCAAGAGACGAACACAGUUGGCCGAACAGCAGCUCAAAUGGCAGCAUUCGUUGGUCAUCAUAAUUGUGUUGCUGUGAUCAAUAAUUAUAUCCCAAAGUCAGAGGUCGAUUAUUACACCAGGAUACAUGGCCUGGAAAUGCAACAGUAUUUGAUGCCUUUCCUAUCUGACAGCUUACACAAGUUCAUCAUGGAGGUCAACAUCCAUCCAGUCAAAGUCGUACUGAAUUUACAGAAUCUUGCAGGAUUAGCGGAUCACUUGCCUGAUAUCAAAAAAGUAGUAGAGAUGAUGUGUGAAAAAGAAAUGAAGCGAGGACCUGAAACUAACGAAACGAUGGCUUUCAAGUUCCACUACUUAGCUUACACAAUUGACGAAUUGUUAAAGUUCAAACAGAAAAAAGAAAAAGCGGACGAUAAAAAAAUAGACGUUGUCGAACUGUUCAUCAGGAAUCUUCUGAAACCAGGCAAAGAUGGUCACUUAGAAUCAAUGGAUGCCUUCAUCAAAGAGUGCAUCAGAGAGUUUCCGUACAGAGAAUCGACAUUGUUCAGACAAAUGGUCACAAGCCUAACAGGGCUCGAUCCCCCUUCGGCUUUGAGUAUCAUAAACGCAGCUAUCAAUGGCCAGAAAGGUUUCAUUGAUAACAUAUCUGUAUGCAGUACUUGUGGUGAAGAAAAACCGGCGAAGAAAUGCUCUAAGUGUAAAGCUGUGCAGUAUUGUGAUAGGAAUUGUCAAAGAUUGCAUUGGCAUUGGCACAAAAAGGCAUGUCAGAGACUGAGUCAAGGCGUUGAAACAACGGAAGCUCCAGUAAAGCCUGAUGCGGCAGAGCUUUCCGCCGAAAUUCAGAAUUUACUAAUAAGUUAAAUGUACAAAGUUUAGGGAGGGAGCCAUCGACAGUGUAAGAUGAGAGGAAACUGGAUUGACAUUAAAUGUUCUUGAACCUUCCCUUCUCUUACUACGUGUUUUCAAGUAAAUUGGAUAUUCUACAAACUUAGUAUAAAACGUGUGCUUGAUCAAGGAUCAUAUUUUGUGUAUCUAGAAUGUUUCAUUAAUUUUUCUACUAAAUGUGUCUAAGCUCUUUGAUUAUCUAAUAUAAAUAUGAUUUACAUUGCUUUGUAGAUCAAUUAUAAUUUAUGUGACUGUGAAUUUUGACAAAUGUGACCAAUUUACAAGCUGAAAAUAUUUAUACAAUAUAAGGAGUCUUUAUUGGAUUCGUUGCUUUCUUAUCAGGCGCAACUAUCUUAUUUCAUGGAAAAACUAGCUAUAGUCAACGCCAAACAAAGUGGCGUGCACGUCAUCAAGGUGGG
Molecule: messenger RNA, 1759 nt
Organism: Acanthoscelides obtectus
Lineage: Eukaryota; Metazoa; Arthropoda; Insecta; Coleoptera; Chrysomelidae
Source: the annotation of a GenBank genome assembly